CAACAAGGCACGCACCCAUGCUCCGACCCCAUUUGCGACCAAAUUUCCGUUCUCUCGCUAACAACACUUUUACCCACACUCGUUCCAUUACGAGGCUGCCAUUAAAAAGGAAUGCGCUGACCGGUCGCAUCCGAACGAUAUACACCUAUCCAUCCAGGCCCGCGUCCUUGGGCGCCCGAAUCUGGUUUCGUCCCGAUGGAACACCCAGAUCCAAGUUGAAGGGAAUCGCAAUUGCCACCUUGUUCGGCGCUGCGCUCUACAGCACCUGGACAACUCUGCUCCUGCUCGAAGACCUGGCAUACGAAAAUGCGCUGAUGUCGGCUCUUAUACAUAUCCAGCGCGUUGACUAUGAACUGUUCCCUGGCGGCCGCGCCCAUGAUUUCUCCACGGAGCUGAACGCCGAUGGAAGUGAUGAUGUGGAUGGACUCGCCGACCCGCGUGUUGCCGUCGAGUAUUUCGCCUCCCUGUGCGAAUACAUGCAAGUAGAGGAGGGUCUGCCUCAAGACGCGCUAGAGACCUUCUUCGAUAACGUGGUGUCGGUGGUGAAGGACGCGAACGCUGCCCAACUGCAGUAUGACCCAGCUGCAAGCGCGGAAGACGUCCCUCUUCCUGCACGAAUCCAUGUCCUUGUUCGAACAGCAGCCCGAGCCGUGCACAAAAUCCUCGCGAAGGGCCGGACGCAUGAUCCCGUUGAGCUCGCUGCGGCCAUCAUCAUCGUGCUUGACACGGCACUGCUCGCGGUGUUGGCUGUGAUGGAGGAGGCCAGGGAAGAAAUGCACAUCGAGGGCGAGGAAGCUGAAGCUGAAGCCGGACGCGCUCUUCGAGAAAAGAUGCGAUCGUUGCGAGAACAGCUGGAGACCAGGGAGAAGGAGAGAGACGGAUCUCGGGACGAGGAGAAGGGAAAGGGAAAGGGUACUGGCGGUGCGGAGAAGUUCGAGGUCCUGGGCUAGACUGGGCAUUCGAUUUUGUGUUCCUUAAGUCAGAGUGUCGUACGCUCUGCUCGAUGUUUGCCCAUGCUCGUCUUGCACUCGCACAUGAGUGCCUUGCGGCGCUGGUGUUUACUUCAGGGCAGGCGAGUCCAUUUUUUCGUCCUGGGAUAUUCCUUACUGUACCUCAUGACUUCGGUCGAGAUCUAGAGCCUGAUACGUCUAUUCAAGGAACGAGAUCCUGCAAAUGCUUGACAACGCCCGCCCAGGCCUUCGAAGUUCGCAGAAUCAGAAAGAUUCACUCUAGUUCUCGGCUCUUUUCAGCAGCGAACGUGCGAUGACAAUCGAUCCCGCCUAAUGGAACCCACUUUGUGGUAAAUCUUUUCACUCUUCAAGCCACAAAAGUUGUUUGGUGUUGUAAUUUUCCUGUCCUCGUCCUUCCCAUGUCGAAAUUAUACGUGGGGAACCUCAGCUUCGGCGUUGACGACGACACCUUCUAUCAGGCCUUCAGUCAAUUUGGCCAAGUGACGGAUGCCAUCGUCAUGAAGGAUCGCGAGACUGGUCGUUCCCGCGGAUUCGGCUUUGUUACAUUCAGCACUGCCGAAGAAGCUCAGGCCGCUAUCGACAACCUGAACGAACAGGACCUUGAGGGCCGCCGCAUCCGUGUGAGCUUGGCCAACGAGCGUCCGUCUGGCGGAGGAGGAUUUGGCGGAGGCCGCGGUGGUGGCGGUUACGGUGGAGGCCGCGGACGCGGCGGUUAUUCUGGCGGAGGAGGUUACGGUGGAGGCGGCGGAGGCUACGGUGGAAACAGCCGCUACAACCAAGACCAGAGCGGUGGCGGCUCCUGGUGAAGAGCAAAACACCUUCGCGCUUGGGAUCUUCAGUGGCAUCGAUUUGAAUCUUUCCAGUUGCUAUCGCUAUUCUCUGUAUUGUAUCGCCCAUCAUACUGCACGGUUUUUACGCGUCUCUCUGUCAUGUAUCCCCUAGCGAAUGUAAAUCAUCAAGAGGAUCUCCCUGAUCGAUGGCGAAGGCAUGGCUCGCAGAAAAGGAAGCGGAGUUUCCUAUUUCGGAGAUAUCUUGGACUUCAAGCUUGGUCCAUCUCCUGUCAGGAAGUUACAAUAGACUAGAACAUAUUCGCUGUACACUUUCCUGUAGCGAUUGAAUUCGUUCAAGAGAAUUGGUGAAGAUUUCUACUCUUGAACGACCCAUUUCACAGAUCUCAACAGCUUUGUCUUUACGUCUUGAUCUGGAGCUUCU
Molecule: messenger RNA, 2183 nt
Organism: Mycena citricolor
Lineage: Eukaryota; Fungi; Basidiomycota; Agaricomycetes; Agaricales; Mycenaceae
Source: the annotation of a GenBank genome assembly